Hypoxylon fragiforme is the source of this 1903-nucleotide messenger RNA. RefSeq lists its product as uncharacterized. The coding region runs from base 250 to 1356 and encodes 368 amino acids. Lineage: Eukaryota; Fungi; Ascomycota; Sordariomycetes; Xylariales; Hypoxylaceae. The transcript has a single exon. The record is from RefSeq and is a predicted model, not a curated record.
GGAUUGUUGUUUCUCCCUCCUGUUGGUCAUUUCUCGUCCUGUUCUCGUAAGGUUCAGCGUCAUACAUUCGUUAUAAACAUCUAACUGCCUACAUAAUAUCUACUUAUUCGUUUUUGCUUGGUAUAUUUACCUAAUAUAUUAUAAUCAGCAAACUAUUAAUUUCCAAUUCUAUCAGACGUUCAGCUUAUUUAAAAUACUUCACCAACAAAAAAAAGUCAUCGCGUGUUGUGAACACCACCCAACACUGCAAUGGCACAUAAUGAGACGGAGACGAGAGAUGAGCGGGCUGUUUCGCCUGUGAGCAAUGCGGCGCCGGUGAAUCACGAGGACCCGAUAUCGAGGAAUCAGCUACCGACUUCUGCACCUCAACAAUCUCAGCCGCAACAACCCAAUGCGCUAUACCAGCAGAAUGCGCCGUAUCAACAACCUUACGGAGGCUACCCCUACCCGCCUCAACCGUAUCAAUAUGGGCAACCUAUUCGAGCUCUCCCCGCGUAUUCCAAAACUUGGGUAAUGAGCAAGCUGAUCAUCACCAUCGCCUCAACCAUCUCUUCCAUCAUCAUCCUCGCCCUGGCCAGCGCGCUCCUUGCGGAACAGGAAAAUGAAGGCAUCUCAUACUACGCCUUACCGAUUUCCAUCGCCAUGAUCCUCUGGAACGGCGCCGAGCUCAUAACCCUCGGUGUGCGUUGGCGCAGGGGCAUAAAACGUGGAAUCCACCCCGGCGCACAUGUAGGCCUGCAUCUCUGCCUGUGGAUUGUCUGUGUGUUCGGGAUUCUCCUUUCGGUCUUCAUGGUCCUUUCCGUGGAGUCAGCAGUCAUGGAAUGCGCCGACGAUGACGACAAUACCUCUUCUUAUAGCAGAAGGUACUGCAGCAUGUAUCGUUAUGGCAAUACUUCAUAUAUGAACGGUACGUAUCUCCCGCUUAUUCGCGCCGUGACCGCCUUCUUCUGCCUAUCCGGUCUGAGCCAUUUCGUCCUCUUCGUGCUGGCCUGUGUCGAGACACACAAACGGAAUUUGAUGAGACCCGCCGGUGUGGUAAUGCCCCCGGCACCACCUCCAGGAGCCAUGUACUUCCCGCCCACUAUCCAGAACGGCGCCGCUCCGUACUAUCCGUACCCCAUGCCGAUGGCGCCUCAACAGGCAUAUGGCGUACCGCCGACCAAUGCGCCUGGGGCCGGCACGGGGAAUAACACCGGCCAGAAUCCUACAUCGCAGAACUACCAGAACUACGCAGGGUUCUACGCACCGGAACCCGCCCAUGGAGUACAUUCGACCCCGAUGGCCGCGCCAGGCCCGAGCAAUGAAAAGGCUGUAGCCUCCGGCUCCGGUUCAGCGCCAGCCGGCCAAGCAGUGUAAUGGAACAAACAGUUGGCUGGGCAUAUUUUUUGUGUUGGGCGUUCCGGCGUGGUAUGCAAUGUCCCACUAGUAGUAUAUCCAGCUCUUAGCUAGAGACGAGAUAAGACGAACGAUGUAUGUGUGAUGGCUACUUUAUAUAGUAGCGGGCUAUUUGGGAGGUUGUUAAUGUUAAGGCGGUACAUAGUACGUUGAUACCCCUGGUUACCUGCAUGAUAUGUACAUAAUAUAUGUUACCUACAUUGUUGUCGUUGGGUUAUUGUUAUUGCCACAGCCCUAGGCAUCAAGGACCGUUAUUUGUUAAAAGCGAAGGUUUAUUAUUCUAUAUCAAUUUGAUGAUGUGGUCUGGUCUUAAAUUGAAACGCCACGUGUGAUAUGAGCAUGCGUUCGUAUGACACAAUCUCAUGUCACAUAUGUGCAAUGCAACUCUGUGUCUUAGCAGCUCCGAAAGGUUGAUGAUGAGUGGGGGUAUACUUAUUGUUGUCAAAUGCGAUAUUGCUUCCAAGGCUCUGAUCCGCCCUUAAAAAGAAUGAUCUCGGAUGAGGGUAAA